Messenger RNA from Pelodiscus sinensis (Chinese soft-shelled turtle), 1311 nucleotides. The record is from RefSeq and is a predicted model, not a curated record. Lineage: Eukaryota; Metazoa; Chordata; Testudines; Trionychidae.
UAUUAACUUGAUUGCUACAGACUACAUCUCCCAGCGUGCACCUGGAGUGUACGGAGUGACGUCAGACGCUGGACUCGUUUUAGGGCCGGGUUCCCGGAUAUUGCUCCCUUUCUCUUCUGGGAAGAUGGCAGGCGAGCAAAAGGCAGGUGUGAAGAAGGCAAAGAAGCCUAAAAAGCACCAUGCAAGUCGUAACCCGGUGCUGGCCCGAGGAAUUGGGAAAUAUUCCCGAUCAGCAAUGUAUGCCAGAAAAGCCAUGUACAAGCGCAAGUAUGAGGCACCAGAAACAAAGAUAGAGAAGAAAAAGAGGGAGAAAGCACCUGCUACCCUCACAAAACCAGUUGGUGGAGAUAAGAAUGGAGGCAACCGUGUGGUGAAAGUUCGUAAAAUGCCUAGAUAUUAUCCAACUGAAGACGUUCCUCGCAAGCUCUUGAGUCAUGGCAAAAAGCCCUUCUGCCAACACAAGAGGAAACUGCGGGCUUCUAUUACUCCAGGAACUGUUCUGAUCAUUCUCACUGGUCGCCACAGAGGCAAGCGUGUGGUCUUUCUGAAGCAGCUUGCCAGUGGCCUGUUGCUGGUAACAGGACCUUUGGUUAUCAAUCGUGUCCCCCUGCGCCGGACUCACCAGAAAUUUGUUAUUGCCACAUCUACCAAGGUUGAUAUCUCUGGGGUGAAACUUCCAAAACAUCUCACUGAUGCAUACUUUAAGAAGAAGAGGCUGCGUAAGCCCAAACAUCAAGAAGGCGAAAUCUUUGACACCGAGAAGGAAAAAUACGAGAUAACAGAACAACGCAAGGCAGACCAGAAGACAGUGGACUCGCAAAUCCUGCCAAUGAUCAAGAAGGUGCCCCAGCUGCGUGGUUACCUGCGUUCUGUAUUUUCUCUCUCCAAUGGAGUUUACCCUCACAAAUUGGUGUUCUAAAUUUUUCAGAAAAUUUCACAUUAAAAUUGGGGGAAAACUGAGAUUUGUCUUGUUCCAAUUAUAUUUCACUUUGUAAUGUAUUAUGCAUAUCCUAAAGUUUGGAUUCAAUUAGAAAACUGGUGGUGUUUUAAGUGAGAUUUUGAAGAAUGUGGCCCUGCAUUUUGAACAAUAGCAGUUUCUUACACAUGUGCAUUUCUGAACACUUUCAUCCUAUUUAAAUCCAAAUGAUGGUGGGCUUUGUGCUCACUAUUUGAAGAAUAUCCCUACAUCUGGCUAGUUCUAGUGAUAAAUUGGGGUAAACUCCUUCAGGGUUUUUAGACUGUUCUAUUUUCCAUGUCCUGUCAUAAAUUGUCUUAAUAGACUAUUAAACUUCCAUGGUAUUUUUGCUUUCA